AUGAAGGGUUGGAAUUGGCAAAAUACGCCUAAUGGAAGUGUUGAUAAUUCUACAACUCAGCAUAAUUAUUCACCAAUAUAUACAUUUCAAGCUAUAGCGUUGUCUGUCGCAGUUAUUGCUGGAUUUCCAGCUAAUAUUAUCACCUUAAUAGCUUGUUGUUACAGAAAUCGUCUUAACGUUGUUUCCAAUAUAUUUAUAGCUAACUUGUGUAUUUAUGAAUUAUGUAUGAUAUUACUUGAUUUUCCUCUAUCUCUAGUGAAUGCUGUUAAUGGCCGACAAAUUGUAACCAGCUCACUAUGUAAAUUUCAAUGUAUAAUUGGUACCAUGUGUUCAGCCGGAAUUAUUUUAUCAUUAGUUUGUGUUACCAUUGAUCGCUACUUUACAAUUGUAAAGCCCAUGAAAUAUGGUAUGAUUAUGACUAUUCGUAAAGCUGUUACCAUGAUUAUAUGUGUUUGGGUUUAUGUUUUCUUGUUAAUUCCAGCUUAUUAUAUACCAGAAGUACAACCUACUUGUUUAUAUUACUACGAAAUGUCCAGUUGCUUUACAAAUUGGGCUCAAUCGCCUAUCGUUGGAUAUUUUAUCCUUGCAACAUGUUAUGGCACGGCGCUAAUCGCCAUGAUAUACACGUACUGGAGGAUAUUCGUGAUUGCGCGCCACCAUAAUAAAGUUGGAGUUGAACAGUUGAAAGAAUUAACAAAGAAUGGUUACACUAACCGACCUUCCAUUACUCAAAUGAGAAGAAAAGGAUAUAAAACUAUCAAAGUUGUUAUCGUUAUCCUAAUUACAUAUAUUUGUUGUUGGACGCCUAUAACCAUAUUAGCAGCUACAAAUAUUCAGAAAUUUUCAGAUAUGCCACCUUGGGGUUUAGCGAUUGCGAAUUGCUUGGUUGUUAUCAAUCCUACAAUUAAUCCAAUUGUAUAUGGUAUUAUGAGUCAAGAGUAUAGGCAUAGCUAUCAAAGAAUAUAUCGUAUAAUUCGAAAUAGUCAGACAAUACGUCGAAGCUUAAUUAUUCCAUCACAAGCUUCAUUUGCAACGAAUCAAAAGGAUGGAAACGGCAAUUUGUCUUUAUCACAUGAUGUCAUAACGACAAAUCACGAAAGUAGAGAACAAGAAACAGUAACUUGA
Messenger RNA from Trichoplax adhaerens, 1125 nucleotides. RefSeq lists its product as uncharacterized. The transcript has a single exon. Gene Ontology annotation, cellular component: membrane. The record is from RefSeq and is a predicted model, not a curated record. Lineage: Eukaryota; Metazoa; Placozoa; Uniplacotomia; Trichoplacea; Trichoplacidae. Gene Ontology annotation, biological process: G protein-coupled receptor signaling pathway. Gene Ontology annotation, molecular function: G protein-coupled receptor activity. The coding region runs from base 1 to 1125 and encodes 374 amino acids.